AUGGAGGAAUUGGAUGAAAUGACUGUUUCGGUUCUAAACGCUGCCAGCAUAGAUGAGGCCUUACUCCACAGCCUCAGUCGGGAUGAUUUAAGAGACCUCUUUCCUGGGCCAGAGAACUUUCUCAGGAGUAAACAACUGUGGGCUCUUAUUAGCCAAGAGGGUGAGAAUGCCGCUUUACCAGACAAAGCUGGCCCAGGUGAAAGAGGAACUGUGUCAUCACUUCAAGGAUCACCUCCAGUAUACCCCCACACAUCCACUCCUGUGGUGAAGAAAACCCCAAGGAAAACCCUACAACUUCCUAGUCCUCCAGAAUAUGUGAUCUACACAGACACUGAGUUGGAACUAGCUCGUAAGCACCAUUUUGAGAUGGCCCACACUGGUAGAGAGGGGGAAUCUGCCAUGUAG
Molecule: messenger RNA, 405 nt
Organism: Menidia menidia (Atlantic silverside)
Lineage: Eukaryota; Metazoa; Chordata; Actinopteri; Atheriniformes; Atherinopsidae
Source: the annotation of a GenBank genome assembly